AUGGCGCCCUCUCCGUCUGAGCGGCUUCUUGCUUCCCUCAUAAAAGCGGACACGACAGCGACCAACUCUCUAUCCGCGUUCCUUGCCUCCUCACACGCCUCCCAUGCAGCCCUCUCUGCAUAUGCGAGUGUGCACCAGCCCCCACUCGGAGACGUCCUACGUCAGGUAGAGGCUUCUCUGCGUGGGGUUCACGAGGCUGUGAGAGCGUACGUGGGUGCAAUGGAGAUGUGGACCACUGAGCUGGGUGAGGUAAAAGAACGUGAGGAGGAAGUCGGACAAGUGAGAAGAGACAGGGAUAUUCUUGUAACCCGCUUGAUCAAAGCUUCCAAGCUACGCCCCGUCUCUGCACAUGGCCUCCUCCCCUCUCUUCUUCCCUCUUCGCCUCAUUCCUCUGUCCUAUCCCUUCCUGCACCAGGUGACACGCCCAAGCUAGUGAACGCCCAAGCCGAGCUGCAAGCAUGUGAAGGUCAUUUGGUUGGGCGACAAAGGGCUUUGGAGGAUAUUACCAAGGCUGCCAUUGCGAGGGGUAUAUUGAGGCGAUGUGCAGCUCUGGAAGAGCUAGCGGAGGCAUGCAAGACAGCGAGCGGACGUGCCCGGGGAGCAUUGCAUACCCUGGUUCCUGCCAAGUUUCAGAAUGGUACCGGCACCCCAUUUGACAAGCCACUCCCAAGUCCUUCCCCUUAUGUCCACCGUCAACCACCCCGCGCCGCAUCUCCGUCCAGCGACUCACUCUCACCGUCCCAGUCAGCCUCCCAGAUCGCGCACUACACAGCCCCGCACCUUCCUCACGCAUUUGGUACGCCUGAGCCGCCGCGACAGAGCACGGACACGUACCGCCCAAGUUCCAGCACUGACGGACACCGACUGAGUCUCACCGUCCCACCCGCGCAUGCGAUAAGCGCGACGUACAUCCCUGAUUCGCGUCUCCUUCCCCCUCCCGAAGCUCGGCGGACAGCGACACCGCAGCCAACUCAGCAUGCCCGGCCUCCGUCACGCCAGCAGGUUCAGCAGGAAGAGGACUCUGACAGUGAAGAGCACGGUGCCGUUGUUGUACAUGAGAACGCGCCGAGGAACUCGAUGAGCUUUCCUACAGGCACACCGUCCCAGCAGCACGCACAUUCACAUCUCUUGCAGCACUCACAGCCGCAUACACCUAUCAGAAAGCGCACCGUCUCCUCUGCCACGCCAUCAAAACGUAAAUCGAAGCGUAUUGCUCUUCCUUCAGCUUCCUCCGACCUCGGUCCGGGUGGGCCCCCAGUCGUCCAAAUGUCCGGAUCCCCAUUGACAGGAAGUCUGCCGAGACCGCGUCCCCAACCAAUGGGUCACCGUCGUCGACCCAGCAGCCAGAGUUUGGAUUCAUUCGAACUCCCCACCCGGCAGCAAGGGAAGAGACGCGGGUUCUUUGGCUCCAUCGCGCGUGCAUUACAUAUCGGCGGCUCAUCACGCGAUGGCCGGGAGAGCCCCCCCUAUGGAGCAUCUGGUUCGGGCUGGGGAAAGCAGAAGGACAGAGGCUGGAAUACGCGCACUGAUAGAAGACUGAGGGAUAUGCAUGACUGGAGAGGGGAGUCGAGUGAUGAGGAUGGGGCAGCAGGCUUCGUUGCUGUGGAAAACUCCCCUGGCCUACGGACCCUGGAGCGAAGCGGCACGGAGAGCACGCACGUGAGUGGAGGUGCGCGGAAGACAAGGUCGGCCAGAGCUCCUGCUCUGAACGGCACGCCUACGCGUUCGACAAGUCGGCGGCGAGCUCCUGAACAACCCCCCAUGCUUAGCCCACAUGAAGCACUCGAGAAGCGACUAGAUGCAGCCGCGCGCCCUCGGACUGUGAGUCACCCUGGUCCCAGCUUGCCGGGGGCGAGACAGUCCAUGGUGGAGCCGAUAACGCGCAUGCGGACGAUCAGCGAAGCGUCCGGGACUGGGAAUAGGAGGAGUUUACAUGAGGCCUCUGUUGGUGCUGCUGAUACUGCUGGCGCUGGAGGGAGUGUAAGUAGGCAAGCGUCAUUAGGCCGAGCAAGUGGGCAGCAGGCUGCACAGGCCCUGGGGAGGAGCGGGAGGAUGAAGAGCGUUAUGAGUAAUGCUACUUCUCCCCCUGGGGCUGGGCCGACUGGGGGUCUUUCUAGGAGUGGGACGGUAAAGAGUACGAUGUCGGCUCCUCCAGGACCUGCUCAGAGCACACCGGGAAAGAAGUCUUCUCCGGCAAAGCGUCAGCAACAUAGAGCCAGCAACAUACCCGGGGGGUCGCCCAAUAUCUUGACAGUGUUGGACGGGAAUGAGAGCGGCACGGGGGGUGGCGGGAAAGGAGGGCUCGUGGAGGUGAAGGCUCCUCCACGGGUCCUCCGCGAUCCUGCUGAAGGGCUCAUUACUGUCAAGGCUCCUCCGCCUGCAGGAGCGGGGCUUCCUCCACUUAUUCACCCACCUCCUGGCCCGCAGCUGGUGAGCCAGUCUACACCCCAGGCAGCACCGAGAGCAAACGGCACCGCGAAUCUUGCGCGUAACGUGUCGACCAGCACUUCGGCCAGCGCCACUCAGACGCGAACACAGCGGACAGCAGCAUCAAACAAACCCCAUCCUACCCCGCAAAAAGCGCCAGCGUCACCAGCGCCAACAGCUCCUUCCCACUCAUCUGCUUUGCCCACAGGGGAGCAGGUACGUGUGCAUCACACGCCGGUCCCGUCGGCCACCGCGCCUAUGCCAGUCAAGAGUGCACUUCGAGCCCGAUCUCCAUCUCCUGAACCUCCUCGGCCAAUCAUACUCGCUCCCCCGGUCAGUGCUGUCACGGUCGUCGCUGUGGCUGUGCCUACCCCCUCAGGCUCAGCGGCCUCAGCACCUGCACCACCACCUGAUGCUCCUGUUGCCCCACCUCGGGUCCCGACACCUGCUGCGACCACAGCUGCUCUCCUUACAACUGCGCAACCACGUCCUCAACCACCCGAGGGAGCCAAGCAGCGUCCAGUGAGCGCAGCCACCUUCGGUACUUCCGGAGACGAUGCUUCGGCGUAUGAGACUGGACUGGAGGAAAUGGAAGACAGUGGUAGUGAGAGUCAUUAUUCUGGUACUCCGGGCAUCAGUACCCCGAAGAUCGGCCUUCAGGCACUGGAGGAGGAACUCAGUACUCCUGUUGCGCGUCAUACGGCACCUGCGUCUGUGCCUGCUCCCUCUCCCUCCCCUGUUGCCAUCCCUCGUGCACCUACCUCUUGUGCCACUGAUGCUGUUCCGGUGGCUGCACCAGCCAUACCGCAACCCGCAAACGUACAACCUGAGGCAGGGUCUGGAGUGUCUGAUUCCACCGCAACGGCUUCAGACAAGCCGACACGUCGGAAGAGCGUGCGGCUCGAUGUCCCGCCCAGUCUUACACCCACACCUGCCACAGAGGACUUCCCAGAAGACACAUGGAAGGUCAGCAUGGAAGAUUUGGCGAAUGCAGUCCCUUCUCGGUCUUAUCUGAACGCAUCCCCUAUCCCUGCAGCUCCAAGGAAAGUCCCGGAACGCUCACCCCAGCGUAAUUCGCAUCUGUGGGACGGCCUUCCUCUGCCGCAGAAAAAAGGACUUGGUAUAAACUCGUUGGAUGCGGAGGACCGAAAUGGGUGGCACACACGUGUCAGCACGGUGAGCAGCGGGGAUAGCAGUGAUGAGGAGGACGAGGAGUAUGCUAGGGUAAAGAGGGAGCUUGAGGAUGCGAACAGGAGGUAUGCUCAAGCUGGGAAAGUGGGGAGGACGUGA
Molecule: messenger RNA, 3717 nt
Organism: Dacryopinax primogenitus
Lineage: Eukaryota; Fungi; Basidiomycota; Dacrymycetes; Dacrymycetales; Dacrymycetaceae
Exons: 3
Coding region: 1-3717 (1238 amino acids)
Biological process (GO): endocytosis; eisosome assembly; negative regulation of protein kinase activity
Cellular component (GO): eisosome filament; plasma membrane
Molecular function (GO): lipid binding
Source: RefSeq, a predicted model, not a curated record